Dipodomys ordii (Ord's kangaroo rat) is the source of this 945-nucleotide messenger RNA. Its product is annotated as olfactory receptor 11H7-like. Bases 1 to 945 code for a protein of 314 amino acids. Gene Ontology annotation, cellular component: membrane. The record is from RefSeq and is a predicted model, not a curated record. NCBI's taxonomy places the organism in Eukaryota, Metazoa, Chordata, Mammalia, Rodentia, Heteromyidae. Gene Ontology annotation, biological process: G protein-coupled receptor signaling pathway. The transcript has a single exon. Gene Ontology annotation, molecular function: G protein-coupled receptor activity; olfactory receptor activity.
AUGAAUAAGUCACAGACAUCCACUGUGACACAUUUCAUCUUAUUGGGCUUUGCUGGUCCCUGGGAAGUGCAAAUCACCCUUUUCUCACUGAUAUUCUUGGUCUACCUGUUGACUCUGAUUGGGAAUUUGGCCAUCCUUUGUGCAGUGAGUUGGGAGCACCAACUCCACACACCUAUGUACAUGCUCCUGGCCAACUUCUCCUUCCUAGAAAUCUGGUAUGUGACCUGCACAGCCCCCAAUAUGCUGGUCAUCUUUCUUUCCAAAACUAAGACCAUGUCCUUUUCUGGUUGUUUCAUUCAGUUCUAUUUUUUCUUUUCCCUGGGCACAACAGAAUGCUUCUUCCUCUGUGUCAUGGCUUAUGAUCGGUACCUGGCCAUCUGCCGCCCCUUGCACUACCCCUCCAUCAUGACUGGACAGUUCUGUGGCAUUUUGGUGUCCCUUUGCUGGAUCAUUGGUUUCUUUGUAUAUUCAAUUCCCAUUUUCUUCAUUUCUCAAUUAACUUUCUGUGGUCCUAAUAUGAUCGACCACUUUCUGUGUGAUGUGGAUCCACUGAUGGCUCUGUCCUGUGACCCUACUCCCAUCGUAGGGCAUGUCUUUUAUUCUUUGAGCUGUCUUAUCAUCACUCUCACUAUCUUGUACAUCCUGGGAUCCUAUGCCCUAGUGCUUAGAGCUGUCUUCCAGGUUCGCUCUUCAGCUGGACGGCGAAAGGCCUUCUCAACCUGUGGGUCCCACUUGGCUGUAGUUUCUCUGUUCUAUGGAACCAUAAUGGUGAUGUAUAUGAGUCCCACAUCUGGCAGCUCAGCUGUGGUGCAUAAGAUCAUCACACUGAUAUACUCUUCAGUGACUCCAGCUUUAAACCCUUUCAUCUAUAGCCUCCGCAACAAGGACAUGAAAUAUGCCCUCCGCCAUGUCUUCUGUGGAACAAGAAUUAUCCACAGUUCAUGA